Messenger RNA from Hyalella azteca, 1337 nucleotides. Its product is annotated as probable ATP-dependent RNA helicase DDX47. Gene Ontology annotation, molecular function: ATP binding; nucleic acid binding; RNA helicase activity. Bases 274 to 1320 code for a protein of 348 amino acids. The transcript has 8 exons. The record is from RefSeq and is a predicted model, not a curated record. NCBI's taxonomy places the organism in Eukaryota, Metazoa, Arthropoda, Malacostraca, Amphipoda, Hyalellidae.
UCAUGUGUUCUACCCACAGUUUGUUGGCUAGUUAAAAACAUAUUUUCAAACUUACCAUACUGAAAAACUUAUGUGAGGAAUGGCUGAAGACUAAUAUUGUGAAUUUGUGAUACCAACUUUAUUAGUACCUAACUUUAAGUAGGCUAUCAAGCAAACAAAAGUAGCCUACCUACCUAAAGGCUAAGUACGGAAGUAGCAGCCCUUGACUGGUGACCUCCUUCUUCUGUUUUUCAAGACAAAUCUUCAGCAGUAUCUACAAGAACAACAAUUACAAUGGAAGAAAGAGAAGUUACUUUCAAAGAUUUGGGCCUGAUUGAUGAGCUGUGUGAGGCUUGUGAAAAAAUGAAAUGGACCAAACCUACACAAAUCCAAAAAGAAGCCAUCCCUGUGGCCUUACAAGGCAAAGAUGUUGUUGGGAUUGCUGAGACUGGUUCAGGCAAGACAGGAGCCUUUGGACUGCCCAUCCUACAAGCAUUAUUACUAAAACCUCAACGCAUGUUCGCCCUCAUCCUCACACCCACCCGAGAGCUGGCCAUACAAAUUAAGGAGCAGCUCGAUGACUUGGGUCGAGAGUUUGGGCUGUCGUGUCUGGCAGUGGUGGGUGGCAUUGACAUGACGCAGCAGGCGCUGAUGCUCCUCAAGAACCCUCACAUUAUCGUUGCCACCCUCGGCCGCAUCGUCGACCACCUCAAGCACCUUAAGGGCUUCUCACUUUCUUCAAUUAAAUAUUUGGUGAUGGACGAAGCUGACCGUGUAUUAAAUUUGGAUUUCGAGGAAGAAGUGGACCGCGUGGUGCGGGCGCUGCCUAAGCAGCGUACCACGAUGCUCUUCUCGGCAACUAUCACUAAUAAGGUGACGAUAAUGACAGGCUUGGACAUCCCGUGCGUGGAUUACGUCAUCAACCUGGAAGUCCCUUCAUCAAGCGACGACUACAUUCACCGAGUCGGGCGCACAGCGCGUGCCGGUCGCUCUGGUGUUGCAAUCACGUUUGUAUCGCAGUUUGAAAUAGAAGACUUCCUACGCAUCGAGAAAGUCGUGCUGCAGGGCUCGGAUGAAAAGAACAUGCCAGUUUAUCCAACCGAAAAGCAAGACGUUGAAAAGUUCACAGAAAAAGUCAUAGCUGCGGAAAAAUCAGCCAAAUCGGAGAUGAAGCGCAUCGAGGACGUGAAGAAAGCCAACAGAGGCGAGAACAGCGACGACGAUGACACCGAAGAAAGCAAGCGCGUCAGGAAGCGACUUAAGAAGGCACAAGACGAGGAAAAACCAAAGAGAAAGUUUGUUGUGAGGACCAAGAAAACUGUCAAGCCUAGAAGAAAAUAAAAUCUUGUGCAUUAAUA